This is a messenger RNA of Drosophila ananassae, 7934 nucleotides long. RefSeq names its product Down syndrome cell adhesion molecule-like protein Dscam2 (gene Dscam4). The coding region runs from base 465 to 6272 and encodes 1935 amino acids. Lineage: Eukaryota; Metazoa; Arthropoda; Insecta; Diptera; Drosophilidae. The transcript has 32 exons. Gene Ontology annotation, molecular function: cell-cell adhesion mediator activity. The record is from RefSeq and is a predicted model, not a curated record. Gene Ontology annotation, biological process: axon guidance; dendrite self-avoidance; homophilic cell-cell adhesion. Gene Ontology annotation, cellular component: plasma membrane; axon.
CUAUGGAAACGUGCAUCUGCACAGAAAAUCCUGAGGGCCAGCGCAAUCCGAAAUCAGUUGCUGUUCGACGUUGCUCGCGUGCGGUAGUUGUCUGCUCCUUUUCCCUGGAAAUAGAGUUGGCUGACGGUGUUAAAUUUUUAGGAACACAAGGCAUUAAAAUAUCCCGCCGCAUAAAUCUCUCGCAUCGCAUUCCCAAUUCUAAUUUCCGUGCCGCGUAAUACGGAAAAUGAACAAACAAAAACCGAGUUCAGUCAGAAACCAUUAACAUUUUUGGCUUAAAUGUGCAAGUGAGAGAGGAAGAAAUUAAAAACCAGAAACAAACAGAGCAACGCGCACAAAAUACGAAAAGGGAAAAAGUUCAAAUAAAAACAAAAUCGACAGCCAUAACAAACAAAUCAAGCGAAAUUCGGCAUUUAAAAUCCAGACAUAAAAAAUGUAAUGGAAAGCAUUAGUGCUCAUAAAAAAUGGAUUUACACAGCCUUUUUAAGGCCAUCCUGAUCCUGUAUGUCAUACGAGCUGAGACCAGCCAAAUCGUAAAUGGACUGGAUCUGCAGGGACCGAUAUUUCUUCAUGAGCCACCGCACCGCGUCGAGUUCUCCAACAAUUCGGGCGGCCUUAUAGAGUGUUCGGGCCAUGGAAGUCCCCCGCCGGAGGUGGAAUGGACACCUAUCCCGCCGCAGCAGGAUAUGGUGUUCCAGCUCUCGAACGGCAGUAUGAUGUUCUAUCCCUUCACGGCCGAGAAGUACCGCCACGAGGUGCAUGCCACCGUCUACAGAUGCAAACUGCGCAAUUUGGUGGGCACGGUGCUCAGCCGUGAGGUUCACGUGCGCGGCGUCGUCAACCAGAAGUACGCGGUCCAGGUGCACGACGAAUACGUGAUGACGGGCAACACGGCGGUGCUAAAGUGUCAGGUGCCCAGCUAUAUGUCGGAAUUCGUAAUGGUCACCGCCUGGGUGCAGGACACCGGCAUGCACCUAUACCCGAACACGGACAUCGGCGGCAAGUACACGGUGCUAUCGAACGGCGAAUUGUACAUAAAUAAUGCGGGGCCCAAUGAUGCGUACAAAAGCUACACAUGCCGCACUGUAAAUAGACUGACAGGUGAAAUACAAAUUUCCACAUAUCCCGGCCGCAUUAUUGUAACCGAGCCCAAGGGCAUGGUACAGCCGCGCAUCAACGUGGAGAAGCAUUCGAUGCGGCAUGUUGUCCUUAAUGGCCAAACAACGUUGCCGUGCAUAGCUCAAGGACAUCCGGUGCCAACAUAUCGUUGGUUUAAGGAGGAGAACGAGCAGCUCCUGCCACUGCAGCUCAGUGAACGCAUAACCAUUGUAUCCGCUGGGCUUCUCAAAAUCACCAAGGCACGUCUCGAGGAUAGUGGAAAAUAUUUGUGCUGGGUGAACAAUACGGCGGGCGAGGAGACCAUCCAAGUGUCGCUAACGGUGACAGCUCCUUUGACGGCACACCUGCAGCCACAGGUGCAGACGGUCGACGUCGAUAAGGAUGCCCAAUUUCAAUGCAUUGUCUCGGGCCAUCCGGUCCACGAUGUCAACUGGCUGCACGACGGCAAGCCCAUACUCAGGGAUAACAGGGUGGAGAUCCUCACCGACCCACCACGACUAAUCAUUAAAAAAGUGCAAAAAGAGGACCCCGGAAUGUACCAGUGCUUCGUUUCGAAUGAAUGGGAGCAGAUUGAAUCGACUGCCGAACUGCAAUUGGGUGAUGCUUCGCCGGAACUGCUUUAUUGGUUUUCGGAGCAGACGCUGCAGCCGGGUCCGACGGUGUCAUUGAAGUGCGUCGCCACCGGAAAUCCACUGCCUCAAUUUACAUGGUCCCUGGACGGAUUUCCGAUACCAGACAGCUCGCGCUUUUUAGUGGGUCAAUAUGUUACCAUCCACGACGAUGUCAUCAGCCACGUGAAUAUAUCAAACGUCAAGGAGGAGGACGGCGGGGAGUACACCUGCACGGCCCAGAAUGCAAUUGGCAAAGUAUCGCAUAGCGCCAAAGUGAACAUCUAUGGUCUGCCUUACAUUCGCGAAAUGCCAAAAAUAACCGGAAUCUCUGGUUCUGAUUUGAUUGUUAAAUGUCCCGUGGCUGGUUACCCCAUCGAUAAAAUUCACUGGGAGCGAGAUGGCCAAACGUUGCCCAUAAAUCGCCGGCAGCGUGCCUACAACAAUGGCACCUUAAUUAUCGAGCAACUGCAGCGCCUGGAGGAUGCGGGCACGUACACGUGCAUGGCCCAGAACAAACAGAAGCAGACCUCGCGGCGAAAUGUGGAGAUCCAGGUCCUGGUGCCGCCGAAAAUAAUGCCCAUCCAGGCGAUGACGAACAUGCUGCGGGAGGGUAUGCGGGCAGCCAUAUCCUGCCAGAUCCUCGAGGGCGACCUGCCGGUCAGCUUUCGCUGGGAGCGCAAUGGCAAGCCCCUCAUUGGAACAGGUAACGAAGUGGUUCGACGCCUGGACGAAUACUCGGCCAGCUUGGUGAUCGAACACAUAGCCUCCGAUCAUUCCGGGAACUAUACUUGCAUCGCCUCGAACGUGGCAGGCACUGAAAGAUUCACCGUGCCACUCACAGUGAAUGUGCCGCCAAAGUGGAUCCUAGAGCCAAAGGACUCGAGCGCCCAGGCAGGCACGGAUGUCCUGUUGCAUUGUCAGUCCUCGGGGUAUCCCAAGCCCACAAUUACCUGGAAGAAAGCCAUUGGACCCACGCCCGGCGAGUACAAAGACUUCCUGUACGAGCCCACGGUUCAGCUAUUUCCCAACGGCACCAUCUUCUUCAAAAAGAUUAGCAAGGAGUCGCAAGGCCACUUUCUGUGCGAGGCCAAAAACAGUAUUGGGUCCGGAGUGAGCAAAGUCAUCUUCCUGAAAGUUAAUGUUCCCGCCCACUUCCAGACGAAAUCAAAGCAAAUCUCGGUGGCCAAAGGCAAGCAAGUCCAUGUUCAGUGCAACGUUCAGGGCGACAAUCCCAUCGACUUCAAAUGGAAAAUCCAGGCAACGCAGCAAUAUCUCGACGAAUCACUGGAUUCACGCUACACAAUAAGAGAUCAAGUGCUCGACGACGGCAUGGUCUCCGAAUUGGGCAUUUCGCACACAUAUCGCCAGGAUACGGGCAUUUAUAUCUGUCAGGCGAGCAAUGCCUUCGGACAGGACGAGAUGUCCAUCCAGCUCAUCGUGCAGGAGGUGCCAGAGCAGCCCAAGAACCUCCGUAUCAACUCGCAGCAGUCUCGCAGCCUGCAGCUCACCUGGAGCCAACCUUUUGCCGGCAACAGUCCCAUCGAGGAGUACCACAUCUACUACAAGCAGAUUUCAGACAUUUGGCAGAUUGCUGAGCACUUGACUAUAGCCGGAGGCCAGACUGUGGUCAACAUUCAGCAGCUGCGUCCGGCCAAAGCCUACCACAUCCGCAUGUCGGCGGAGAACAAGCUGGGGGCCUCCGAAUUCUCGGAAGUGGUGCAAGUGACCACGCUGGAAGAGGUGCCCUCCGGACCGCCAUUGACCGUGCGAGCAGAGCCAAAGAGCUCCACAGAAAUCUCGGUGACCUGGGAUGCACCGGAAAGGGACCACUGGAACGGCAUACUAUUAGGCUACUAUGUGGGCUACCAGAUGUCACUGACGCCCGAGGACAAGGAGGUGAAUCCCACCCAGGGCUUCAGUUUUAAGACCGUCGAGGUGCGAACCCAUUUCGGGGGCGAGACGGUGCUCAGUAACCUCAACAAGUUUACCCAGUACCAUGUCAUUGUCCAGGCCUACACGAGCCAAGGCAGUGGACCGCCCAGCAAGGAGAUUGCCGUGCAAACAAUGGAGGACGUGCCCUCGUCGCCACCAGAAUCGCCGCAAUGCGAUGUCCUGGGUUCCACCUCGAUUUAUAUCACCUGGUCUCCCCCGGACAUUGACGGCCAAAAUGGAAAAAUCAAGGGCUACAAAGUGUAUUACAUAUCGGUCGAUGAGCUUUACGAAACCGAUCCGGACGUUGUCAAGUCAACAAAUCAAUACGUCACCAUCGAGAAUCUGCGCAAAUACACGAACUACACGGUCUGGGUUUUGGCUUACACCAAAGUAGGCGAUGGCAUGAAAACCAAACCGUUUUAUUGCCGCACCCACGAGGAUGUUCCCUCCGCCCCGCAGGCCAUCAAGGCGAUACCCGCGUCAAGCACGAAAAUCAUAAUAUCCUGGCUGCCGCCUGACCUGCCCAACGGUGACAUCACGGGCUACACCUUCUACAUGUCCAUGCUAGAGGGCGGACGGGAGGAGGGCACCCACAAGCGGCUCCUGGGACCCUACGUAGAGAUGCACGAGACGGUCCGCACCCAAGAAUCGGCUACCUACCAGUUCUGGCUAACUGCCUCCACGAAAAUGGGCGAGGGCGAGAAGACCCAGGUGGUCACCGUGCCUCCCAACAACAAGGUGCCCGCCAGGAUAGUGUCCUUUAGUCAGCGCAUAGUCACGCCCUGGAAGGAGAACCUGGAGCUGCCCUGCCGGAAGGUGGGCGCCCCAGCUCCAGUUACUAUUUGGCGUCAGGACGGACACAACAUGGAGACAAGUGCCCGGAAGACGAUAGCUAAGAACGGCACUCUCUAUAUGAGGGAGUGCCAGGCCAGCGAUGCUGGAAACUACACAUGCAGCGUGGAGAAUACCUGGGGCAAGGACGAGAUCGUGUACAACAUCGUGGUGAAGGUGCCGCCGGAGGCUCCCAACUUGACGGUGAUCAAUGCCUACACGGAUAGCCUUCUUCUCGAGUGGAUGGACAAUAGUCACGGUGGCAGUCCGAUUCUCGGCUACGUCAUCAACUACAAGAGGGAUAACGGUGACUGGGAGGAGCUGCAGGUGGACGCCAAGACCACCUCGCACCUGCUGACCAAUCUGUGGUGUGGCACUCGCUACCAACUGUACAUCACCGCUUACAAUAAGAUUGGAACCGGACUACCCUGCGACAUUGUUAACUCAUACACCAAAGGCAAUCCCCCAGUGCAGCCGAAACACUCCCAGAUGAUCACCAACAACUCCACUAGUGUCACUUGCUGGCUGGACUCCUGGGGAGACGGUGGCUGCGGCAUCCUCUACUUCAUGAUAGAGUCUCGCAUUUAUGGCAGGUCCUCGUGGACCGUGGUCUCCAACCACAUUCCACCCACAGAAAGGAUCUACACGGUCAGUGACCUGGUCCCGGGCACCAAGUACCAAAUCAAGGUGACGGCCCAUAAUAACGCAGGCUCCACAACGGCCAUCUAUAACUUUACGACGCUAUCUACGGCAGGAGUGGUUUACAACAAUGACCAUUCGACACCUGUAUCCCACCUGAGCGACUUGCCCUUCUAUGCCAACUUCAAGCUACUGCUGCCAAUUUGCGUUUCCCUGCUGAUGUUGCUGGCCCUAAUUGGAGCAGCGCUCUUCCUUAGAAAACGAAAGCUGAGCAAUCAAGCCCGGUUGGCCAGUACCUCCAUGUCGGAGUCGCCAUCGCUGGCUAAUUUGCAAAAUAAACAGAAUCGGGAUCAACAGUAUCUGGCCGUUCGCUGUAAUCCUAGCAGCUCGGCUCCCCGGGGAUCCAACUCGAACGACUCCGGGAGCUUCGGCAAGGCGGAGGGCAACGAAUACAUCGAGGACAUCUGCCCGUAUGCUACGUUCCAGCUGAACAAGCAGACCUACAGUGAAAGCUCCUAUAGUGGCAACGUGUAUAGUGGUCCCUACCACUCGGUGCGCGGCUCUUUUGUCUACCACGAUGUCAAGCCGGAAAGCUAUCAUUCAAAGGAGCCGGAGUACACCAAGGUGCGGCGAAAAGUCGGCCGUCUCAGGGAUCCUCACUCGGAGAGCCAAGAAUCGGACAAUCCAGGUUCAACAGAUUCCGAAGUUAGGAAAAUCCUAACGCUUCACAUCCCAAUUACAGAAUAUGACACACUCGGCUCCGAGUCCGACAAUGAUGUGUCUGCACGCGCGCUAAACUCGGCCAAGUAUCGCGCCCAACGGGAUACCCAGGAUGAGACUUCUUCCUCGUCCGAGACAACGCCCACUAGCAUGAACCGGAAGUCAAAGCCGCCAUUUGCCGCCCGGAAGGCGGGAAAGCCGGGUACCAGCGGCAAGCGGCACGUGCGAAGUUCCAGUGGCUAUUCGAGCCACAAUGAAGAAACAACUUUUAGCAUAUCCAACUAUCCACCAAACUAUCAGGACCACAUAAAUCCACCAGCUCGUUUUUCGGAUGCCAACGACAAGACGAAGACCCAGACGUCGCCACGAAUGCGUGCCAAUCAGAAACUGCAGCGGGAGGCUUUCCAGAUUAAUGUCUAGAACCCCUGCCCCCAAGAGGGGAGUUCAUUUUAAACGUAAUCUUAAAUUGAAUGUAAAAAAAGAAAAAUCUAAAAAAAAAACUGGAAUCGAAAUUGUAAAAUUUGUUGUAAAAUCUACUCUCAAAAAAAAAGAAAAGAAAAGGAAAAUGAAAAUAGGAAAAAACGAAAUCGUAACUAAUAACGAAUUUUCGACAGACUUUACCGAAGGCCCACUUCCAGCUAACUAACUCUAAACAACAAUACCUAAAAUCAGUAAAGCUACAAAGUAUUUCAACUAUUUACAAUAGAGCAAACAAGAACUGGCAAUUAGACAACGGGAAUCGAAUAUUAUAAAUUUUCGAGGGGAUUUUUUAAUUUUCAACGAACAUCAGUUUUUAGCCGAUCGAAUGGAAACAGCACGAGAAAUAAACAAUAAGACUUAUUUACACACUGAUUAUGCUUAGUUGAUACUUGAAAAUUUGCAUAAGUGCAAUGAACAUAAUUAAAAAUAAGUUGAGACCGAAGCGGAGAGCGGUGAGCGGAAGGAUAUAUAUAAAUUAAUGUUAUAGAUCCUAAAUUAAGCAUUUAAUGUAUGAUAAACCAAACUGCGGCAGGCCGCAGAUGACAGUGCUCUGCGGGCCCAGGAAAUGGGUCAAGACAAGACCAGAAAUCGGGCCAGAGCUAAUAAGAUAUAGUACUCUAUACUGCUACAUACUAUAGGACCGACGGCCUUUGGCGUUGAGCGAUAAUUGCAGAGAAAUUCUUGGCAUUUGUAGUGAAUUAUGAACAUUUCGUUGAACUGCAUUGUUUGUUUCCAUUGAUCCAUUGAACCAUUUUUGCAUCAGUUUGUAAGUGUUUGCGGCAAGAGUACUUGGCAACUGUUAGCUAGUUACUUAAAUGAAUUAUAUUAAUUUACGGGGAUACAAUAACACGAAUGCAUUAAAAUAGUUUAUGAAACUGUUGUACAUAGCUAAGCGUCAUACAAUUACUUCUACAAAUCGUAAUAUAUAUACACAUAUAUGCAUACACCAAAAGAUACCGAUACAACGUAUUAAAUGUUUUUAGUGGGAGAAAUAUAUUACCGAAAGCCAAAGUCGUAAACCAGCAUGCAUUUCCAUAAGCCGCCAACUAAGCGACCGCUCAUUACAAACACUACGGAUCCGGCGACGGAGAAGAUACAAAUUCAGAGAUACAUAGCCGAAUAUUUGCCAAAUAGGGUACACAGACCUACACACACACACACCCACACACACAGCUCCUGUACAAUAUAGAAAAGCUUAUAUACAUAACUCUAUUUUCCAAUAGCUGCAACGACAAAAAGACAAGCAACCAAACAAAAAAACCAAGCAACCAAUUACAUGACAAUAUGACACAAGUACAUACAUAACUUAUAAAACGCAUUAACGUGAAAAAUCAGUGUAAACGUAAUUCAAAUCGCGAACGAUUAACUUAUAAAGUUGAAGUUGAAUAAAUUAAUUAGUAUCGAGAGUAUUUGGCAAGGCAACUUUUCAGACUGCACAAAUUGUAGGCAUUUAAAAUUCUCCAUUUGCAGUACUUGGUUGUAAAUUGAAACAAAAAACAAAAAGUGUUUUGACACAUUGAUAUUAAGAGAAAAUACAUAAACAUGUUGUAAAAUUACACACAAAAAAUUCUUCUAAAACAGCACAGUUUAUGUAAAUUGAAA